AUGGAACAGUCUGCGUCUGUCGGACCGUCGUCCUGUCUUGUCCGGCUAGCUGGGGCAUUGCUUGUCUUGGCACUUUGCCACGCACAGCGAGGCGCUGGCAUUCUGCUGCCUCAGUCCUGGGAUGACUCGGAAGCAGCUUUGAGUGUCAGUCCCGUGGGAGGUCUCAUGGGUGAACAUCGCACCGCUUCUGCUGAGCAAGCCAACUUUGUCGCAGAGGAGCAAGUGGAGGACAAGCGUGGGGGUUCAUGGUUGCAGCAAGAAGAGGUCGAGCAAGUGCCAUCCGAAGCACAAAACCAGACCGACGCAGAGCCCGGGACCCAGUCCUCCACACGUUUCGGAAGGUUACUCGCGCGCCUGCGUUGGCGAGGAAGGGGGAGAGGGGGAUCAGCUGGUGCGGCACAAGAGCAGCAGAGGCGUCGAGUUCCUCUACGUACGAGGCUGCUUCAGCACUUGAAGCGUGGAGUAAGAUUUCUCCGACACGACAUACCGGCUGCCGCUGCACGAUUGUACAGGCGACUGCGACCAGGCCAGCCACGUCUGUUUCCAGUUGACGAGGUGCCGUCGGAUGUAGAGACGAAUCCUAUGUAUUAUCAUGGCAGAGAUAGCGGAGACGUCAUACUUGAGGAACUGUUUAAACGUAUUCCGGAAGCGGGGCAGCCAAUCAUCUACAGGGAAGCCUCGGCAUACGAUGAUUUGGUCUCCAGGAUGUUGUGGCGUAAUCAGAAGCACUUUAGCGUCGUCUCGGAACUAGGCGAGCCUUCACGGACGCUGAUAAGAGGGCGAAUGCUCGGCAAAGGUCCAUCGGCUAUCGUGUUUGAAGCCACAGACCGAGAGACGGGAGAAACGCUCGCUGUGAGUGUUCCAUAUUUUACGGAGAAACCGUCUGCCAUGGAUAUUGAAGGGCUGCGCGACGAGGUACUGUGCAUCAACUUGUUUCCAAACAUCAAAAACCCAAAGCAAGCUCAGACGUACAUGAGAUUGCUGGUUCCCACCGAUAUAGUGAGGGCCCGACUAACACGCCUGUCGCGCCGGGGCCUCGUAGGGCAGAGUCGCAUUUGGAUCGUGAACCGAUACUUUUUGUAUCCCCUGAUGCAAACUAAUCUUAUCUCGCUUAUAGAGGGCUUGUCGAGAUCAUCUGAUGUAAACAGCAACCUCGCGAUCCAUGCUCGGCUGCAGCUCACUGUUCAGGUCAUAAAACUGGCGGCCAGCCUGCACCACCACGGUGUCGUGCAUGGAAAUUUGCAAAUGAGUAGUAUCUUCAUACAGAAGAACGGAGCCGUGUUCUUGGGUAAGUUGAGGUAUAUGGUGAAAGAAGGUGAAUAUUCGGAAUUUACCUUCGGUCGAGGAUUUGAGCCACCGGAAACCACUGACCCGUCAAGACAGGGCCGUUCUUAUGAUCCAAGGAAGCACAAGAGAUAUGCAUUUGAUGCAUGGGCAGUGGGUUUGGCGAUACACUGGAUCUGGUGCGAGGACCUUCCUGAUACCGAGUCGGCGCCUUUGGGCGGCACCGAAUGGAUUUUUAAACGCUGCAGAAACAUUGAAUUGUCGGAGCCAGUGAAAUUUCUGCUGGAGGGGUUCCUACGACACGAUCCGGAAGACCGCCUUCUUCCUCUCCAAGCGACAGAGACUCCGCAGUUCGAAAACAUCAAAGAAAUGAUUUCCUCUGUGUUGAAUCAAUACGACCAACAAGGUGAACCGAAACUAUGGGGAAAGGGUGAUUUGCCAACUUCGGGAACGACUCAAGGCGACGACGGCGUAGAUGAAACGGAGGACACGAGGCUAUAG
Molecule: messenger RNA, 1785 nt
Organism: Neospora caninum
Lineage: Eukaryota; Apicomplexa; Conoidasida; Eucoccidiorida; Sarcocystidae
Exons: 1
Coding region: 1-1785 (594 amino acids)
Biological process (GO): protein phosphorylation
Molecular function (GO): ATP binding; protein kinase activity
Source: RefSeq, a predicted model, not a curated record